Messenger RNA from Thunnus maccoyii (southern bluefin tuna), 1727 nucleotides. It is a transcript of the gene hdac12, whose product is annotated as histone deacetylase 12. Gene Ontology annotation, molecular function: histone deacetylase activity. The record is from RefSeq and is a predicted model, not a curated record. Bases 3 to 1199 code for a protein of 398 amino acids. Lineage: Eukaryota; Metazoa; Chordata; Actinopteri; Scombriformes; Scombridae. The transcript has 8 exons.
CCAUGACAGACGAUGGCAGUCAUGGAGAGGAGAAAUUCAUCCGAACAUCCGUCAACAAACAAGACACCUUGUGCGCUUUUGUAACCGUGCGCCUGGUGUCUGCACAUCAAACUACAUUCCCCUGCAGUGACUGUCAUUUCGGGUUAAAGUCAGCUAGAGAAAUGACUUGCAUAAAACAAAUGUUUUCUAAAAGACCUCGGCUAAAAGUCGGGCGGUUGUUCGGUGCAGCUUUCACCUCCUGCAGAUGUUUGCACGCUGAGCUAGUAAGACAUGAAUCCAGCGGACUCCCAAUAGUUCAUCACAGCAAGUAUGUGUGUGACCUCCCUCCUAACCACAGGUUUCCAAUGGGCAAGUUUCCCCGAGUGUUACACUUUCUAAUGAAAGAUCAAGUCAUUACAGAGAAACAGGUGUGGGUUCCUAAAAUUGCCUCGAAAGAUUUACUGAGCUGUGUACACACUGAUGAAUACUUGAACGACUUCAUAAAUGGGAAAAUAAAUGAGAAAGAACAGAGGAGGACAGGCUUCCCCUGGAGUGAAGGCAUAGUGAGACGCUGUCGAUAUGAAACAGGUGGGACAGUUCUCGCUGCUGAAGUAGCUCUGCAGAGGGGUCUGGCCUGCAGCACGGCAGGAGGAACACAUCAUGCUUUUCCAAGCUAUGGUUCAGGGUUUUGCCUCCUUAAUGACUUAGCAGUUGCAGCCAAAUACCUGAUGGAGAACUCCUCACGCCGGAGAAAGGUUCUGAUAGUGGAUCUUGAUGUGCAUCAGGGUGACGGUACUGCUUUUAUAUUUCAAGAGGAGCCAUGUGUGUUUACAUUCUCGGCGCACUGUGGGAAAAACUUCCCACUCCGUAAACAACAGAGUGACCUCGAUAUCUGCAUGGAAGAUGGACUGGAAGACAAGGAGUAUCUCUCCACAGUUGAAGCUCACCUUCCCUGGCUGCUGGAGACAUUUCGUCCAGACCUGGUUCUGUAUGACGCUGGUGUCGACCCUCACAAGGAUGAUGAACUUGGGAGACUCCGUCUGACUGACCAAGGGCUGUAUCAGAGGGAUCUGUAUGUGAUGAAGACUGUGGUGAGCAGAGGCAUUCCUGUCGCUACCGUUAUUGGAGGAGGAUACUCAAGAGACAUUGACAAACUGGCCCUCAGGCACUCCAUAGUCCACAGAGCAGCAACUCAGGUUUGGAGGGAGUGUGGGAUGUAGAACUACUAUCCUCUGGCACAAGAUGAUCCUCAGGAUUAAGAAGCAAAAAAAUAGGAUAUUAAAACCAACCAAUUUAUAUACUGUAAUUACUACAUUAAUGAAUUUUAUCAAGGAGUUGUGACAAACAUCUUACAUUUGAAAACAGAAUCCACUCCAUGUGUAUUGUUGAAUAUUGUUAUCUGAACAAAUUAUGUAAUAAUAAGUUUCUAAAUUACUUCUUGUACUUGUUUCUGAGCUGUGAACUUCUUUAGCAUAUAAAUCAAGACAUCUGUCACUACAGAUGCUUGUGAAAAAACGGUAUGUGUUGGUUACUUACAAUGGCCAACAUUUCAGAAAAUCGUCUCUUCCAUGUGACACAUGGAAGAGACGAUUUUCUGAAAUGUUGGCCAUUGUAAGUAAUUUUCUGUAAUGUGGGCUGCUGGCUAAAGAGUGCAUCAAGCAGACAUUCAACAACCUUCUGGGUACCUCAUCACAGAUACUGUAUCAGUAUUUCUGUAUUACUAUUAAAUAUUCAGCUAAUGAAUUACA